GCUUGGUAGAGACUUUGGACCAACAACUUAGCAUGCAGAAAAUCAUAUAUUUGUGUUGAGAAAACAAUCCACAGAUGCAAGCUCAUAAAACAGAAUCUCUUAGUGUCAGAAAUAAAGCACAGGAGAAGGAAUAAAGAUUAAUAGUUUCCCUUUCAUGAAAAGCCCUAGAUGGGAAGGCAGCAAGCGUCUCAGAUAUAUCAACAUGGGGCGAAGGAGGCUCGAAUGUUGCAGUAUCUUUGUAAUCUCAGGUACUACCUCUCUGCAGUUGACGAUAAUAAGUUCAACACGAAAACCUACUCAAUACAAGACAGAGUAGCUGAAACCAACUAAAAAAAUGGCGACUUGAACACUAGCUUCUCUGGCUGCAAGAAGACAAGAACAUCAGCACGAGAAACAACACCAGGGUAUGCUUCUUCAAUUUUUGAAUUCAUAGUGUCAAUGACAUCAAAUCCCCUUGAACCCUUAUUAGCUUGAGAGUCUUUCUCGGAUGCCAUUCCCCCCACAACAGCAUCUAACAAGAGAGAGGCAGCACAUCCUGGAUAAAUCAACAAACCCCAUUAUCAAAUUGGGACUAGAUCAAGACCAAAAACAGAUGGAUAGGAAGGAAGGAAGGAAGGAAGAAAGACUGUACUUUACUUGGAUCAGAACGACAAGUAGAUCUAUGCUCUCGCCAAAAUUGGUACCAGAAAUAGAAACCCUAGAAUCUUGCCAUCAACAACGCCAGAAGUAGUAACAACGCUCAGACUUUCCUCAUCUUCUUGGGGGAAAUUAAUGUUGUUCUCCUGAAUAUUCUCUGCAGGAAAAGAAGGAGAAGGGGAGUGUGGGAGAUUGUUGAGAUGGAGAAGGAGAAGACGGUGGCAGACGGAAGCGUCGGGAAGAUGACGGUUGUUGAUCACCAAAGAGAUGAACACGCAGACGCAGAGGAUCAAAGCAGAAACGCUCAGACUUUAUCACGGAUGACAUGUGAGAGAUUGAAAUCUUCCGUUCGCUUCUCUUUCUUGUUCGACAAAGUUCUUCUUCUUGAGGCUCUGUGCUGUUCAGUGAUGGAUACUGUGCAAGACUAUCGGAGCGUGGAAGACUGGAGGUGGCGGGAAACAAAAUAGUCAGAGGACGUUGAUUUGGGCUUCUGGGCCCGCUUCUCGUUGGUAAGUCGCAGUUUAGUCGAGAUGGGCCUUCAUUUGUUUGUUAUUUUUCUCUUCCUAGACGCGCGGGCUGGUUGUUUAUUUGCAAUCGGAUAAGAUGCAUUCAUGCUAACACCUUUUGGUGUUACACAUAGACAUGUCCUAGAGCUUACUCUUAGGGCUGGGAAACGGUGCGGUUUGGUCCAGACCAGACCAUAUAUACGAUCUAUGGUCCAGAUUGAGAGGCUAAAGUAUAGACCACAGACUAUAAAGUCCGGUCCAGACCACGCUUGUGCAGUCUGGUUCGGUCUGAUCUGGUCCAGAUAGGCCACACUCAACGAAAAAUGAACAAUUUCUUUAGUC
Molecule: messenger RNA, 1484 nt
Organism: Linum trigynum
Lineage: Eukaryota; Viridiplantae; Streptophyta; Magnoliopsida; Malpighiales; Linaceae
Source: the annotation of a GenBank genome assembly